AACAGUGUUGUUGCGUCCGCGAUCCGCAUCAAACGCAUUCGCGCGUGUGCCGUCGCGACGAACGCACGCGUUGCAUCGUAGUGACUCGAAGUGGCUGUAAGCCAAAAAUAGUGUAUUUUCGGAUCUUGUAAAAUUAACAAUGAAUUCCGGGUGGCUAGCAUGGGAAUGCAUAGUGUUUGGCAUCUUCGUAUGCGCGUCAUCCUGCGCUCCUCUCUGGCGGCGAAGGAAAGACGCGAACGCAGCCGGGGGCAGCGCUAAGCAAGCGUAUAUCUUCGCUGGAGGCGGCGUAUCUACCCUCGCUAUGAUAUUGUCCGUAGCUAGAGGGACUUUGGGAGUCAGAUCGUUCUUGGGUUUCCCGUCAGAGCUGGUCUACUACGGGUCUGCAAUGUGGGAGACGCUGUAUGGCAUUAUAAUCGCCUUCCCUCUAGUCUGCUGGAUCUUCGUGCCUGUGUACUACAGGCUCCAUACUAACUCCGUGUAUGAGUAUUUGCAGAUGCGCUUCGGAUCCAGAUGGGUGCGUCGUAUGGCUGCAGCCACCUUCCUUCUGCGUCAAGUCCUGAACUUGUCAGUAACUGUCUAUACGCCUACUGUGGCCCUUCACGCUGUACUGGCUUUACCACAUUGGGCAUCAGCUGCAGCAUUAACUAUAGUGGGGAUUGUGUUCAAUCUGCUUGGAGGAUUAGCUGCGGCUAUCAGGGCUGAUGUGAUUCAAACUCUAACUAUGAUAAUAGUGAGCGGGGCCUUCAUAAUACAGGCUACUAUCACGGCAGGUGGACCGCAUAAGGUUGUCAACGACAAUAUUGAAGGAGGAAGGAUGAAAUUCUUUCAAUUCACCGGAGACCCAACAGUUCGCGUGGACACGCUCUCCGCAAUCAUUGGACAACUCUUCAUGUCUCUCUCUAUCUACGGCUGCCAACAGACCUUUGUCCAACGCUAUUGUUCCAUGUCCAGUGAGGCUCGGGUCAGGAGAACUCUCCUCUCCAACGUCCCUGCCGUGGCUGUUCUCUUCAGCUUAUCUUGGGUCGUCGGCAUGACCUUAUAUGCUAUGUAUCAGUACUGUGAUCCUUUGGCCUCUCAUAGGAUUGCAGCUCCCGAUGAAGUUUUGCCGUUUUAUGUACAAGAUCAGUUUAGUUUCUUACCUGGGAUGCUCGGGCUGUUUUUGGGGAGUCUGUUCAAUGGUGCUUUGAGUUUCCUAGUGUCAAACGUGAACUCUCUAUCGACGGUGACUUGGGAAGACUUCGUCUCCUUCGCCCCAGCCUUUAAGGGCAUCAGUGAUAAGCAACAGCUGACUGUCAUCAAGAUUAUUGGUGUCAUUUAUGCAAUCAUCAUAAUGUGCCUAUCACUCUGCGUGGGGAUUGUAGGGGGCGUCGUCGAAGGGUCCUUACUAGUGACCUCAGCAACAUCAGGAGCGUUACUAGGAGUCUUCAUAUUAGCAGCUCUCUGUCCUCUAGCCAAUGGGAAGGGGGCGUUAUGGGGUAUGAUCGCGUCUCAUGUGGUGACUACAUGGAUGGCGGCUGGGAGACUAUUGUAUGUGAAUAAAGGAGUUGCUAUGCUGCCUAUGUCUACUGAGCAAUGUCCAAACGGAACUCUGUCAACGUUCAAGCAUCCACCGCUCCCAGUAGAAGUGAACCAAACGUUAACACAUCUUGCACCACUGCUGCAAACUCUUAAUUUCACUAAUCCUACACCUACGGAGUCUCCUGUAAUGUUCGAACUUCAUAGAUUCUACUCCAUAUCCUACAUGUGGUAUGCAGUCAUCGGGACCAUCAUUUGCGUGAGUCUCGGUAACAUUAUAGGCAUCGUCACAGGCAGUAAGAGUGAUGCCUUCGACGAACGAUUACUACAUCCCCUUGUCGUCAAAAUCGCCAAAAAACUGCCAGGCCCGAAAAGAUUUUAUAGCACAGAGAAGCCUCAGGUUACAGAAGAAAAAGAAGCUGAGAAUGAAAAAGAAUCUUCUGAGAAGACAGAAGAAACAGUUACGGAUACAACGCCUAAUGAGACUCUAGAACCGAAACAAGCAGUGUUUUGUACGACUGGUAGUCGACUGUUUGACGUGUAUGACGUAAGAAGGUCGCCGACACCAUCGCUUGUGAGAACUCGGUUGUGAUCUUGGUUUAGUUUAAACGUAGUUUUAAGUGCCAUUUUAGGAUAAAGUUUGAUGAUACUGCGGUUAUGUAUCAGUCAAUUGUUAUUAGAAUGACUGACGAGGUAUGUGUGCGAUAUAUGUAGAUGAUUUUAUAAUGGUCGAAGAUUUAAGGUAAUGAUCACAUAUGGCUGAUUUUACUUUACAAAUAGGUAUUACCUGUAUUGUUGAAAUUGACCCGUAAAGAGUGUUUGUAAAAAAAUAGGAAUUUGAGGUCAAAAAUCAUGUUUGAUCAAAAGUAUCGAUGAUUAAAACUUUUUGAGAACAUAAUUAAAGACAAGACGUUACAUUUGUUAUCAGUCAAACAAUGUCUUAAAAAAAAUUGUAUACGAUUGGCAGAUUUUUAAAGCAAUUAAAUAUUACUAUUGAAUGGGAAUACAGGGCGUAGGUAGGCUUUAGGCAUUUAAUUGUACAAUGACAAAUUAUUUCGAUAUUUUUAUCUUUUUAGCUCUUUUUCAGUUUUUUACUUUGGUUCUUCUCGUCAUUAUUUAUUAUUUUAAAAAUAUUUCUGAUUUAAAUUGCAAAAAAAUUAAUAUCUAAAUAAUUUAUCAUUGUGUGAGAUAAAGUCGUAAUGGAUGGUUUUGAACUAGACUAUUAAAUUAUAAGUAUGACAUUGUAUUUUUUGUAAUUAUGGUACUUAAAAUUAUUAUGAGUAUAAUUUGUGAGAACGUUUCUGUAACUGAGUAUCUUUCAGUACUAGGAAUAUGUAAGUACCUACGUGUCGUUAGUCAAACAUUGUAAUUAUUUAAAGAAUCUGUCAUGUAUUCUGACUUAUCUCUAUUUUUAAAUACAUUAUUUAUUACCUUAUAAUUUACGUUAUAAUUUUGGAAAAUCUUCAUUUUGGGAAAUACAACUACUACAAAAAAAAUCCGAUUUAUAAAUUUUAUAAUUUUAUUAAAAAAAGUCCCAAAAUAUAAACAUGUUACUUAAAAGUGUCAAUUAAUGAUAAAAAAAAAUAUAUUUGUAAGACUGUAGAAAAUAUAGAUAAUUUUAAUGAUAAUAGCAUUUAGUAAAAUACAAUUUAUGCGUCAAUUAUUUUGUAUUUUAUUAAAUGUAAAAAAUCUAAUUGUUCUAUUUAACGAAUUUUAUCCAUGUGAUAAUAGCAAGUAGUAUUGUAAAUAUGAAUUAAAUUAAUUUUAAAAACUAUGAAUGUUAUUUUUAAUUGUUAUAAGAGUGCGUAAAUUUAUAAAUCUUCUAAAAUAAGCAUGUUAUUGUUGAUUAUUAUUCUAGUUUUUAUAAUAUAAUCGUGUUUAUUUUGUUACUGUACUUAAGUUUAUUUUUGUAUUCGACAACUGUACAAAUAAUUAAUCUUAGUUAAUCACACAUCAUAACUUUUAUUUUACAUUGUUCUUCGUAUACUAUAUAGAUCGUCAUCGUAUAAAGAUAUUUAGUCAAGUAUGAAAUAUACUUAAAAUUAUGACGUUACGGCCCUAAAUUUUAUAAGUUAUUUAUAUAUUUUUAAUGACCCGAUUUGAUUGGUCCUUAGAUUGAAUAUUUAAAAAAAAUUUAUACUCCACUUUAACCGAACCAUUUUCAGUUGGCAAAUCGGCCAUUUUGACCAAUGGGCGGUAAGUACACUACUGGUUAUGGUCUGGCUAUUGUUAUAGUUAAAAGGUGUAACUUACCCUUAAUUUAGAUAACUUAAAUCAUCGUUCAAAUGAUGAUUUUAGUAAUGGAUAUUUGUUAAAACAAGUAAAAAAGUUAAUAAGAUUUUUAUUUUGUUCUAAAUUGAGUUAUAAUUUUAUUUAAAUAAUAGAAAUAAUACUAUCGUGAUGUUUGACAGUAUUAUGAUAUUUUUGUAAAAUAUUGUAAGUUGACUGCGUAAAAUAGUAAUUUAAGUAUUUACCGAAUAUAGACAUGAAAAAUAUAAAAAUUAUGAAAUGCA
Molecule: messenger RNA, 4028 nt
Organism: Helicoverpa zea (corn earworm)
Lineage: Eukaryota; Metazoa; Arthropoda; Insecta; Lepidoptera; Noctuidae
Product: sodium-coupled monocarboxylate transporter 1
Exons: 10
Coding region: 140-2107 (655 amino acids)
Biological process (GO): sodium ion transport; transmembrane transport
Cellular component (GO): membrane
Molecular function (GO): symporter activity
Source: RefSeq, a predicted model, not a curated record